AUGGAGAUAAUGGAUUCACCAGAAUUUGUAUUCCUUGGAAACAAGAAGCAUGAGAAAAAGAGCACAUCUAAAUUACAGAAAUUUAAAAAACCACUCAAUUACCAUAACGCUACUCACUGCUAA
This is a messenger RNA of Dictyostelium discoideum AX4, 123 nucleotides long. RefSeq lists its product as hypothetical. Bases 1 to 123 code for a protein of 40 amino acids. The transcript has a single exon. The record is from RefSeq and is a predicted model, not a curated record. NCBI's taxonomy places the organism in Eukaryota, Evosea, Eumycetozoa, Dictyosteliales, Dictyosteliaceae.